CACACCCGCUACACGAACCCUAUCAUACCUCGCUUCGGCCCGGUAAAAUUCGUAUGUUUCGACGAACAGCACUAACAACACAUCGAUUAUCUCUACUUCGGCAUCUCUGUCUCUCACAAAGUUCUUUUAAACCCCCCCAGUCCCACUCGCUUAGAAUGUCACACCAAACACCACUCGAUUUUAGCUCAGGACCCAUGGUUUGGAUUGACUGCGAAAUGACCGGACUCGAUCCUAGAAGGGAUAAAAUCUUGGAAAUUGCAGUACUGAUCACAAAUGGUAACCUGGAGCUUGUCGAUCAACGAGGCAUCCAGUUCGUUAUUAGGACUGACAAGGCAAUUUUGGAUUCUAUGGACGAGUGGUGCAGAACCCAACAUGGAAAGUCUGGUCUAACGCAAGCCUGCAUUACAUCGCCUCACACAAGAGAGCAUGUUGCAAAAGCUGUUUUGGAGUACAUCAAGAAAUGGGUGCCGCAAAAGCGGACUGCGGUUCUAGCUGGAAACUCAGUUCAUGCAGACCGAUCAUUCUUGGUUGAGGAGAUGCCCGAAGUUAUUGACUGGCUCCAUUACCGGAUUGUUGAUGUCUCAUCAAUAAAAGAAUUGUGUCGUAGAUGGUACCCAGACAAUCAAGUCCCGAAGGAUCCAUUGGCCGGAAAGCAUAGAGCUUCUGAUGACAUCCUGGAUUCGAUUCAAGAAUUAUCAUGGUAUCGCCAAAAUAUCUUCGUUCAAACUGUGUCUAGGAAGACACGUUAAUAAGUACAUGUUCCAAGCAAUAGACCUUUCAUAAUGCAUAUGCCGGGACCCGCCACUCCUGUCUAGGAGCCCGCUCUGUCCAAAGCGGCUUCGAGACAGGACCCGUACCGUCUUCACUAGUUGAUAUCAUGAUAUCACUUCCGUUGUACCCAGUUCUCUCGACAAGGCUGCGCUCACUGUGAGAGUGAUGGAUUUAAUGCGAUGGGAACACCACUGAGUGAAAUGCUUACCGCCAUCCGUGUCCUUGAUAACAAUAUCGCCUUUGUAAGCCAGUGCUCGGGGCCUUGUAACCACAAGUUCUGCGUGCAGCCCUGG
Suillus bovinus is the source of this 1064-nucleotide messenger RNA. RefSeq names its product ribonuclease H-like domain-containing protein. Bases 54 to 749 code for a protein of 231 amino acids. Gene Ontology annotation, cellular component: mitochondrion. The record is from RefSeq and is a predicted model, not a curated record. Lineage: Eukaryota; Fungi; Basidiomycota; Agaricomycetes; Boletales; Suillaceae. The transcript has 10 exons. Gene Ontology annotation, molecular function: 3'-5'-RNA exonuclease activity; nucleic acid binding.